ACUUAAAUGAACAGUACACGCCGGCAGUCCGUUGGGAGAGUUCCCGUUGCAGUAACCGCAUUAACACCCUAAGCUUUUGUUUAAGUGUUGAGUGCCGCACGCUGACGACAUAGCGCCGAAAAUCGUAGGAAAACAAAUACACAUAUGUAUAUUUCGUUUUAUUGCAUAUAGUCAUAUAUCAUAUUAAACCAAACUAUUAAUUGUAAAGUGAAAAAGUAAAUUAACACAGCUGAUUGCAAUAACAAAUAAAUAUGUGAGUUUGGCUGCUGUUGUCUUUAAUUUCAACUGCGUCGACGGCACACACGCCAAUCAACUUUAAAAAAUUUACCCAAAACGCAUACAUAUAUGUACAUAUAUUUAUGCGUACGUAUUGAUAUUUCGCACUAACACAUAUAUACAUAUGCACACAAAUAGGCACACGCGCAGUUAUGUAUAUGCAUGUAUGUAUGUAAAGUGUGCAUCAAUCAAUUUAAUUUAUAACGUGGUGCUGUCUGCUACCCAGUGAUAAACAGAUGUACAUCAAAAUUACGUAAAAAUGGGCAAAAACAAAAUGGCAGCAAUACAACAGCAACCUGACGAACUAAUAGCAAAUCAGCCACUGCAAUCUCCGCAGCAGAAGUUUGCAUUGCUCCCAAAGAUCAUUAACGGCGGCAUUGCUGGCAUUAUUGGCGUCACGUGUGUAUUUCCAUUGGACUUGGUAAAGACUCGGCUGCAGAACCAGCAAAUCGGUCCAAAUGGCGAACGUAUGUACACUAGCAUGUUCGACUGCUUUCGCAAAACGUACUCUGCAGAGGGUUAUUUUGGAAUGUACCGCGGCUCAGCCGUGAAUAUUUUGUUAAUUACACCUGAGAAGGCGAUCAAACUGACGGCGAAUGAUUACUUCCGACAUAAACUUACCACCAAGGAUGGUAAACUGCCAAUGAGCUGCCAAAUGUUGGCUGGCGGUUUGGCUGGUGCUUUCCAAAUUAUAGUGACCACGCCCAUGGAGCUGCUGAAAAUUCAAAUGCAGGAUGCCGGACGUGUUGCCGCUGCCGCAAAAUUGGCUGGCAAAACCGUUGAAAAAGUUUCAGCCACACAAUUGGCAACGCAACUAAUCAAAGAGAAGGGCAUCGUUGGCCUGUAUAAGGGCAUUGGUGCUACGGGCCUACGUGAUGUCACAUUUUCAGUCAUUUACUUUCCACUUUUUGCCACACUUAAUGAUUUGGGUCCUAGGCGGAACGAUGGCUCUGGUGAAGCGGUAUUUUGGUGCUCCUUCUUGGCCGGCUUGGCAGCUGGUUCAACGGCAGCCCUGGCGGUCAAUCCAUUUGACGUAGUCAAAACCCGCUUGCAGGCUCUUAAAAAGGCCGAUGGCGAAAAAGAGUUUAAGGGAAUUUCUGAUUGCAUUAGCAAAACGCUGAAGCACGAAGGACCUACCGCUUUUUUCAAGGGAGGCCUUUGCCGUAUGAUAGUGAUUGCUCCACUGUUUGGUAUUGCACAAACCGUCUACUAUUUGGGCGUAGCCGAAGGCUUGCUGGGCGUACAAAAGAAGUAAAUGGCAUACGAAAGUUAUCCAGAAGCAUUUCCUCUCUAAAUGUUAGAUGUACAUGUAUGCGCUAACGCUAUUGUUGUUAUUGUUAAAGCUGUCUAAUUUCGAUGUAAAAAGUGAAAGUGCGCUAUUAGAA
Molecule: messenger RNA, 1661 nt
Organism: Drosophila virilis
Lineage: Eukaryota; Metazoa; Arthropoda; Insecta; Diptera; Drosophilidae
Gene: GC1
Product: Glutamate Carrier 1
Biological process (GO): aspartate transmembrane transport; L-glutamate transmembrane transport; malate-aspartate shuttle
Molecular function (GO): L-aspartate transmembrane transporter activity; L-glutamate transmembrane transporter activity
Source: RefSeq, a predicted model, not a curated record